Drosophila subpulchrella is the source of this 486-nucleotide messenger RNA. Its product is annotated as larval cuticle protein 65Ag1-like. Gene Ontology annotation, molecular function: structural constituent of chitin-based larval cuticle. NCBI's taxonomy places the organism in Eukaryota, Metazoa, Arthropoda, Insecta, Diptera, Drosophilidae. The record is from RefSeq and is a predicted model, not a curated record. The transcript has 2 exons. The coding region runs from base 72 to 401 and encodes 109 amino acids. Gene Ontology annotation, cellular component: chitin-based extracellular matrix.
UAGCCGCUAGGUCGCAAGUUCCCAUCGAAUCCUCAACCAAUCAACCGAAAAGAAAAUCCCACAGAGCCACCAUGAAGUGCACAGUUGCCAUUGUUUUCGCCGCCCUCUUCGCCGUCGUCCUGGCCGCCCCCGCCGCCGAUUCGGAGGCCCAGAUCCUGCGCCUGGAGUCCGAUGUCCAGCCCGAGGGCUACAAAUUUGCUUUGGAGACCAGCGAUGGCAAGAAGCACGAGGAGCAGGGUGAGCUGAAGAACGUGGGAACCGAGCAGGAGGCCAUCGUGGUCCGCGGCUCCUACUCCUUCGUGGCCGAUGAUGGUGUCACCUACACCGUCAACUACAUCGCCGACGAGAACGGAUUCCAGCCCGAGGGUGCCCAUCUGCCCAAUGUGCCCAUUGGCAACUAAGCGGAUGCGGAUACGCUAACCGAGAGCUGUUCUAUGUAUAAUGGUUUCUAGUUGAUUAUUAAAUAAACGCGGCAAGAAAAUCGAA